Aspergillus affinis is the source of this 708-nucleotide messenger RNA. Its product is annotated as EXPERA domain-containing protein. Gene Ontology annotation, cellular component: membrane; endoplasmic reticulum. The transcript is spliced from 4 exons. NCBI's taxonomy places the organism in Eukaryota, Fungi, Ascomycota, Eurotiomycetes, Eurotiales, Aspergillaceae. The coding region runs from base 1 to 708 and encodes 235 amino acids. Gene Ontology annotation, biological process: sterol biosynthetic process. The record is from RefSeq and is a predicted model, not a curated record. Gene Ontology annotation, molecular function: C-8 sterol isomerase activity; steroid Delta-isomerase activity; cholestenol delta-isomerase activity.
AUGGCCACCAUGUCUGCCGAACCAGCUCUUCACCCAUACUAUCCCCUGGAUGCUCCAAUCCACGGAUAUGUGGCCAAUAAGGCGUCCCUCCUUUCUCUGCUUACCACCGCCAGCGUCGGCGCCGCAGCCUUGCUGGGCGCCACUUUGGGCCUCGAAACCCCCGCAGCAGGUGUGGUCGAAAUCUUGAAUUUGGAAGAACUAACAUCGUCUCGUCGGAGUCCUUCAGCGGGGUCGCUCCAUUGCUUCUUCGAGGGCUAUUUCAUGAUCCAUUAUGACCGUAUGGCGUCGGCCCAAGACUUCUUUGGGCAAAUGUGGAAGGAAUAUGCCUUGUCGGACUCGCGAUACAUGACGGCGGAUACCCUGGUACUCUGUAUGGAGACCAUGACGGUUCUGCUCUGGGGUCCGUUGUGCCUUCUCGUGGCAUAUUCGAUCUUUGCGCAGAGCUCUUUGCGCCAUCCGUUGCAACUCACGGCCUGCAUGGCCCAUCUUUACGGCGACUCACUCUACUAUGCCACAAGUCUCUAUGACCACUACGCUCAUGACCGUCCAUACAGUCGACCGGAACCCUAUUACUUCUGGAUCUAUUACUUCGUGAUGAAUUUUGUCUGGAUCGUGGUCCCGCUCUAUUAUUUUGUGCAGAGCAUGAGAGCAAGCUCCAAGGCGUUUCAGAGCCUCGAGGGAACGGCUGCGCAGCGUAAAUCUCGGUGA